Molecule: messenger RNA, 1732 nt
Organism: Cajanus cajan (pigeon pea)
Lineage: Eukaryota; Viridiplantae; Streptophyta; Magnoliopsida; Fabales; Fabaceae
Product: putative ADP-ribosylation factor GTPase-activating protein AGD8
Biological process (GO): COPI coating of Golgi vesicle
Molecular function (GO): GTPase activator activity
Source: RefSeq, a predicted model, not a curated record
GAUACACGAGGAGAAUAAAUAUAUAGAAACGCACGAAACAACAAGUUUUGCGGUUCUACCUGCAAAUUUUCUUCCUCUCAAUCUAUAUUGCUCAGGUGGUGUUCCUGUUCCCCUAAGCACCCCUGAGAUUCAUUUGCAAAAAGCUCAAAAAGAAAAAAAAUAUCAAUUCCAAUCCUAAGCUUCGUUGUUAUUAUAAUUUCGUUUUUGUUUUCCGUUUUGAUCUUCCAAUGGCGUCCGAAGGCUUCACCGAUAAGAACCUUGUGUUUAGGAAACUCAAGGCGAAGUCCGAAAAUAAGAUGUGUUUCGAUUGCAAUGCGAAGAACCCUACCUGGGCUUCCGUCACGUAUGGGAUCUUCCUGUGCAUCGAUUGCUCCGCCGUUCAUCGUAGUCUCGGCGUGCACAUCAGCUUCGUGAGGUCUACAAAUUUAGACUCAUGGAGUCCCGAGCAACUAAAAAUGAUGAGCUUUGGAGGAAACAAUCGUGCUCAGGUUUUCUUUAAGCAGCAUGGUUGGACUGAUGGUGGUAAAAUAGAGGCUAAAUAUACAUCCAGAGCUGCAGACUUAUAUAGGCAAAUUCUUACAAAGGAAGUAGCUAAAAGUAUGGCUGAGGAUGGAGGCUUACCUUCAUCACCUGUUGCUUCUCAGUCUGCCCAGGGGGUUAAUGGGCUUCCUGAAGUUAGGACCAAUGAAGUGCCAAAAGAAAGCACUCUGGAGAAGCCUGAAAAGCCUGAAAGCACUUCUUCACCUAGAGCUUCACAUACAGUAGUUUCAAGUACCAUCAAGAAACCUAUUGGUGCUAAAAAACCUGGGAAGAGUGGGGGGCUUGGUGCUCGUAAACUUGUUAAAAAGCCAAGUGAGUCUCUCUAUGAGCAGAAGCCUGAGGAACCACCUGCUCCAGUUUCAUCCUCCACAAAUAAUAUGCCUGCUGGGCCGUCUCUCACAUCUCGGUUUGAGUAUGUAGAAAAUGUCCAAUCAUCUGAGUUGAACACUGGUGGUUCACAUUUGAUUAGUCAUGUGUCUCCACCAAAGUCGUCAAGCUUCUUUGCAGACUUUGGAAUGGAUGGUGGCUUUCCAAAGAAAUCUGGGUCAAGCUCCUCCAAAGUACAAAUUCAGGAAACUGAUGAAGCAAGAAGAAAGUUCUCAAAUGCCAAGUCUAUUUCUUCAUCCCAAUAUUUUGGAGAUCAGAACAAAGCUGCUGAUAUGGAUUCUCAAGCUACUUUGUCUAAGUUUUCGGGUUCAACUGCCAUUUCCAGUGCUGAUCUUUUUGGUGACUCAAGAGACAACUCCAUUGAUCUCACUGCUGGCGACCUCAUCAAUCGAUUAUCUUUCCAGGCACAACAGGAUCUCUCUUCCCUUAAGAACAUUGCAGGAGAGACUGGAAAGAAGCUCACCUCAUUGGCCUCCACAUUGAUGACGGAUCUUCAGGACCGAAUCCUCUAAAAUGUAUGCUCUGUAUUUAAGAGAAUCUUUGGGGUUUGUUACAGAUGCCAGCCAAAUGUGUUUCAAAUGUAAUAGAAGAGUUAAAUAUACAAUUCUUUGAGAAAAUAAGAUACUAUAUUUUCAGGCUUGUCAUAUAGACUGGGGUUUCUAUUUUGUAAAACAGGUACUGCAUAGAGGUUGCUAAUAUUUUAGAUUUUUCUAUUGUGUUAGUCGAUACCAGUUUGUCGUGAACUCUAAAGAGUGUUUUUGUCAUCUUUUAUCGGUGAAAUAGCUGUCUUGUUUACAUUUAUAAA